AUGCAGCUGGCUCAGCACCUUAGGCCAUUUGCGUCCUUUGGUCGCGGUGUAUUGUCACUGCGUACGUGGCGAAAGUUUUCGUCGGUGAACCGUUCAUCUGUAGCUUCGGAAGACGCUGGGGAGUCUGGAGAAGACGAGUCUCUCCCUUUCAUUAAUAAGUAUGACCCCUUCCUCGUCAUACCGCAGGCUUGGGUUUCCAGUCUAGCAACUGCUGAGGAAAACAAAGUCGAUAUCAUUAAGCUGCACCCGACGGUUUUUCGCACUCUACCGCGGUUAGAUCUUCUUCAUAGAAAUAUUACGUGGCAGCUGAUGUAUCGGAAUCUUGACCUAACGAAAAUGCUAUCGAAGGCAGAAAUGCCUGGUGGAGGCAGGAAACCAUGGCCCCAGAAGAAAAUGGGGCGUCAUCAUGCGGGUUCCAUAAGAGCGCCUCACUUUUCUCGUGGCGGGUUUGCUCAUGGUGCACGUGGUCCACGUACUUGGUUUUACAUGCUGCCGGAUUCUAUACGUUUAGAGGGGCUCUGUGUAGCUUUAACUCUGAAGCAUGUACAGAAUGACCUUGUUAUUGUCGAUGAUUUUGCGAGUUUACCCACUAACGAACCUCAGUAUCUUCACGACCUGGCAGACUUGCGAAAUUGGGGCUAUUCAGUCUUAUUUGUCAGUGAUUCAGCAGAUGUGAGCACGAAGUUGGUCGAGGCGUGCAAUGAAAUUUCGUCGUUCACUAUUAUGCCAGUGUACGGAUUGAACUGUUUUAGUCUGGUGAAGUACGAAACAGUCGUUAUUUGUCAGAAAGCCUUAAAAAUUUUACAAGAACGAAUAUUGCUACAAAAGAAUCGAGCCGGAACAAUGCACAAAAAAUACCGAUAUUUGGACAUGAAAAAGAUUUUACUUGGUGAAGCUGAAAAAGAAAUGGAUCCCAAAUUUCCACCAUUUAUCUAA
This is a messenger RNA of Enterobius vermicularis (human pinworm), 936 nucleotides long. Lineage: Eukaryota; Metazoa; Nematoda; Chromadorea; Rhabditida; Oxyuridae. The record is from the annotation of a GenBank genome assembly.